This is a messenger RNA of Caretta caretta (loggerhead turtle), 1196 nucleotides long. It is a transcript of the gene FAM174A, whose product is annotated as family with sequence similarity 174 member A. NCBI's taxonomy places the organism in Eukaryota, Metazoa, Chordata, Testudines, Cheloniidae. The record is from RefSeq and is a predicted model, not a curated record.
CGGUCACCUGAUAGCAACAGCGGCGGCCGGGGAGCGUCCAGGGCAGCGGCGGCCCGGCCGGACGCGGAGCCAUGAUGAGAAUUUCCGCUUCCUCUGCCGCAGGGCCCGGCCGCGCCUAGCCCGCGGCGGCUUCGGCGGGAGGCCGUGCCCGGGCCGGGCAGGGAGGGGUCGCGAUGCCGCCGCCGCCGCCGCUGCUGCGCUGGCUCCUGGCCGGGCUGCGGCUGCUGCUGGGCGCGCUGUGCGUGGAGGCUGCCGCGGCGAUCAGCGAGACCCGCUCGACGCUCCCGCAAGGCGGCACGCCCGGGGAGGCGACGCGGAGCAGCAGUGGCAGCAGCAGCGGCAGCAGCCUGGCCGUGUCCGCCCCGCCCGAGCGCAACCAGCCCAUGACCCAGCGCGCCCUGGCGGUGCUCGUGGUGGCCAGCGCCGCCCUCAUCGUCUACUUCGUGAUCCGGACCGUGCGCCUCAGAAAAAGAAACAAAAAGACCCGAAGGUAUGGAGUUUUGGACACCAACAUAGAAAAUAUGGAGUUGACGCCAUUAGAACAAGAUGACGAUGAUGAUGAUACAACAUUGUUUGAUGCCAAUCAUCCUCGAAGAUAAGUAUGUGCCUUUCAUUGAGAGAAAUUAAUCUUAAAUCAACAGAAAGAGGAGGUUAUGCAGGAGGAAUAAGAAGCCAAUAUAUCAACAGGGUUAGGGGGGUAUUUAAAGUGUGUAUAUUAUGGUAUGCUUAGUUUGUUGCAAUAAAUACUAUAACAAUUUGUUGUACCUCUUUGUACAUACAGAAAUACUCUAAAUUCAGAGGGGUGUGCACUAAAAUUCAAAACUAUUUGGAAAGGAGAUUCCCUUUUAAAACAGGGUAUUUUCUGCUUAUUUUAAUUCCCUAUUUGUGUAUAUGUAUUGUAUACUUUUCUGUACCAAUCUGGAAUACGUUCACUUAUUUUUGCCAGUGUAAUAUUUUAAGUCCAUAUAAACAACAUCAUCUUAUGUAUGUGUGAAUUCUGUAGUAUGGCUAGAUUUUGUGUAGUUUAGUUGAGUUUCUUUCCCUAUCUUGAAAAAGCUCUGUGCCAAACUACUGCCUCUUGUUUUCUUUUGGGUUUUUUUGUUUGAAAUAUUUGACUAAAUGAAUGUGAGUUAUUGUAUGUAAACAUUAUUUAAAACUGCCUAAGUGCACCAAUAAAAUGUUUACAAUAUUCCUAA